Messenger RNA from Drosophila albomicans, 854 nucleotides. RefSeq names its product striated muscle-specific serine/threonine-protein kinase. The coding region runs from base 103 to 465 and encodes 120 amino acids. The transcript has 3 exons. The record is from RefSeq and is a predicted model, not a curated record. Lineage: Eukaryota; Metazoa; Arthropoda; Insecta; Diptera; Drosophilidae.
GCUUUGAACUUCUUGAGUGUAAAUUGCUCGUGCGCUUCUGGACGAGAAAUUUUUGCGUAACAAAAACUCCUUCAAAAACAAACAAAAACUAAUCUAAACAAAAUGAAAUUCUUCGUGUUCAUCGCUUUGGCUCUCAUUGGCUUCGCAGCUGGCGCACAGUUGCCCGAUUCGGCCACACAGGGACCCAAUCCUCAGGACAUUGCCACACCCGAACCGGAAUACAUUGACAUCGAGGAGCCGGCACCAAUUGCCGCUGCCCCCGCCCCACGUCCCGUUGCACCCCUGCCGUUGGCCCGUCCCGUCGCACGUCCCGUCGCCAUUGCCCAGAACUAUGUCCAGCAGCCAAUUGCACAGCGCGCCCAAUACUUGCCCCCUCUGGCCCAGCAGCAGCAGGCCCAGCAUAUCUCCGGACACGCAUACAGCAGCCAGAGUGGUUACCAGUAUCGUCGCCCAGUCUAUCAUUAACCAAAACAAAAUAUAUAAACAAUUACCAAAAAAUAUCCCCAAGCAUACAUACCACGCACCUCACGCAGCCACCUCAACCUUAAACUCAACCACAAAUCUACCUCAAUCUACUACUCUUCAAUCUAUCCAACUAUCGCAUCUAAUAACAAAAUCCUAAUCAAAGGCGUUUUUCCCACGAAAACGCUGACGAAUAAGAUACAAAUACUAAAAAACAUCAAAGUACAAAGAGACAAAUUAAGUUCGGAAGAUGCAAAGAAAAAACACAAUCGAAAUCGAAAUUGAAAAUGAAACUGAAAACACACAAAAACAAAAACAAAAUCGAAAUCGAAGUAUUUAGUUAUUGUUGAAUCGCAAACACACGUAAAUAAAUAUAAAUUAUUUGUAAAAUA